GCCUGUGGCUAGUUCAGGUGCUGAGGGAGAAUCACGCUUUUCCGUGCUCUGAUGCCCCGCCUCGCCUUAUGAUGCAAAGAGCCGUCUGUGGUGGCCUGGGAGUUGCAAUAGGAACUGGAACGGUGGUUUCUUCACUUCUUUAUAUAUAUAUAUGGAUAGAGAAAAGCAGUUGAAACAGCUGACCAGAUGUCAAGAAUGGAGAUUGAAGCUGUAAGAAGCAAAACAAUGGAAAAAGAAACAACUGAACAAAGAAAGGAACGAGAAAAAAAGAAAAGGUCCAGAGUUAAACAGGUGCUUUCAGAUAUAGCAAAGCAAGUGGACUUCUGGUUUGGAGAUGUGAAUCUUCACAAGGACAAAUUUCUCCGAGAACAGAUAGAAAAAUCUAGAGAUGGGUAUGUUGACAUAUCACUUCUAGUUUCUUUCAACAAAAUGAAAAAAUUGACCACUGACAGAAAAUUGAUAGCCCGAGCCGUUAAAAGUUCAUCUGUUGUGGAGUUGGAUUUAGAAGGAACUAGAAUACGAAGACGGCAGCCACUGGGUGAGCAACCAAAAGAUGUGGACAGUCGUACUGUGUAUGUGGAAUUGCUUCCUAAAAAUGUCAAUCACAGUUGGAUUGAACGGGUAUUUGGAAAAUGUGGCAAUGUAGUUUAUAUCAGCAUCCCUCGCUACAAGACUACUAGAGAUCCAAAGGGAUUUGCAUUUGUCGAAUUUGAAACAAAAGAACAAGCUGAAAAGGCAAUUGAGUUCUUGAAUAAUCCACCAGAAGAUGCACCAAGAAAGCCUGGUAUAUUCCCCAAAACUGUAAAAAACAAAACUGUUCCUACAUUGCCUACAAGUGACUCCAGUGUGGUUGAAGAAAAAAAGAAAAAAAAGAAGAAGAAAUCAAAAACAAAGAAGGAAAACAGUCAGCAGUCAUCUGCAGAAACAAAGGACUCAAAUGCGGACAUUAUGGCAGAGCACACAAGUAAGUCAAGGAGACGCAGGACUGUGUCUGAAAAUUCCGAGAUGGAAUUAUCAGAAAUCCAAAGACAAUCUUCAAAGAAAGAGAAAAAGAAGCUUGAUAGAACAGAGCGCUCAAAUUCAGCAGAAAACAGACAUGGAAAAAGGAAGCGAAGUCACUCUGGGGAUUCUGAGGUGUCAAUUGUGAAAGUAAAGAAAACUUCUCAUAAAGAUAACGUUCAUUCUACAAAAGAAGAAUCAGUAGAAGGGCCAGAGGAUUCUAAAGAAAUAUCAACUGAAGAAGAGAGAGAGGUGGGAGAUAAGAAAGAUACAUCCCUUUCGAAAUCUAAAAGGAAACAUAAGAAGAAACAUAAAGAGAGACACAAGAUGGGUGAAGAAGUCAUUCCACUAAGAGUCCUCUCAAAAAAUGAAUGGAUGCAGCUGAAACAAGAGUACUUGACCCUGCAGAAAGCGAGCAUGUCAUCCUUAAAAAAAGCGAUGACUCAAACAAAAAAUAUGACUGAGGGGGAAAUGGAAACAAAUGCCUCUACACCAAACCAUCCUGCAGCAAAAAAUGGCAAAUCUGGCCAAGAUGGGUUAGCCCCUGUGGAGAAGGCUCAUUCAAUGGGACCCCAGUUUGAGAGUGGAGUAAUUGUGAAGAUCCUUAGUGCUGAACCUUUGCCAGGCAGAAAGCACAUCAAGGAUGUGUUAGCAACAAUUGCUAAUGUUGCUUAUGUUGACUUGCUGGAAGGAGAUACAGAAUGUCAUGUGCGGCUUAAAACACCUGAAGAUGCCCAAACCCUAAUAAAGUCACAGAAAGAGCUGCAAACGAAAAACAACUGGAAACUUGAGAUCCUGUCAGGUGAUCAUGAACAGCGAUAUUGGCAGAAGAUCUUGGUAGAUCGACAGGCUAAACUUAAUCAACCACGAGAAAAGAAGCGGGGCACAGAAAAGCUAAUUGCCAAAGCUGAAAAAAUGAGACUAGCAAAGACACAAGAGAUGAGCAAGCAUAUUCGGUUUUUGGAAGAUGAGUAAAUGUCUGAUUUAUUUGUAUAAAAUGAUGUUAUUAUUAAGAAAAUGAUAUAUUAGAUUCCAGUCAUCAGUAAGAAGAGAUACUGUAUAAACAAACACAUGACUGUUUAAAAGAGUAGCAGAACUUUUCUUACCAAGUUACUACUUGUUUCAUGAUACUGUGAGACACAAGAUGCUUCUGACCUUGGGCCAGCUUUAGAAGAAUGUAUUAAACUCCUGUGUGUGUUUUUGAAAUAUAUUUGUACAUUGCAGUUUUAUAAAUUCAGUUGUAAGGAUGAACCAAAUAAAAAACAGAAGUCAUCCUAA
Pogona vitticeps (central bearded dragon) is the source of this 2277-nucleotide messenger RNA. NCBI's taxonomy places the organism in Eukaryota, Metazoa, Chordata, Lepidosauria, Squamata, Agamidae. The record is from RefSeq and is a predicted model, not a curated record.